This is a messenger RNA of Fusarium venenatum, 1725 nucleotides long. NCBI's taxonomy places the organism in Eukaryota, Fungi, Ascomycota, Sordariomycetes, Hypocreales, Nectriaceae. The record is from RefSeq and is a predicted model, not a curated record.
AUGUCGUUCGACCUGGGAAAGCAUGCCAAAGCUCGCAAUCGCAGCGUGAGCUUGGGAACCAGUCUACUAUUCCUGAACCCUCCGCCCAUCGCCGAACCAACGCCGAGAACAUCUGGUGACUCCAGGAGAUCAAUAAGUCUCCCCAUGAACCAAUUUCCAUUAGGCCAGGGUGAUCAAGGCUCAUCUAAACCGUCUGCUGCACGCCAUUCGCCUGUACGCCACCAACGCAGCAUGCUCGACGUUGAUGCUGAUAACCGGCUGACGCUAAAUGUUAUUGCACCAAUGUCCUUUUAUGAGCAACUUGUCGAUAUUCAUGGCGAUGACAAGACGGCAGAUCAAGACGGAGAGCCCAGUCAAUCAGGCGAUAACAGACAACCACCGCCCAGGAUUAACCAUCGAUUCACCAGCUCGGAAUAUUCGUGGACUUCUCCUGGCAGCGAGUCCCCAGCGUUGGCCCCUUCUGCCUCGCCCACCAACGUUCCUUCUCAGCCACCCCCCGCUGCUGACAACAGGAACAUUGUCCGAAGAAAGCUCACGGGCUAUGUCGGCUUCGCCAACCUGCCCAACCAAUGGCACCGAAAGAGUGUGCGCAAAGGCUUUAACUUUAAUGUCAUGGUCGUUGGUGAAUCUGGCCUUGGCAAGUCUACACUGGUCAACACCCUGUUCAACACCUCUCUCUACCCCCCCAAGGAGCGCAAGGGCCCCAGCCUCGACAUUAUUCCCAAGACCGUUACCAUCCAGUCCAUCAGCGCCGAUAUCGAGGAGGCUGGUGUUCGUCUUCGCCUCACUGUCGUCGACACCCCUGGCUUCGGUGACUUCGUCAACAACGACGAGUCAUGGCGCCCUAUUGUCGACAACAUUGAGCAGCGAUUUGACUCUUAUUUGGAUGCAGAGAACAAGGUCAACCGCAUGAACAUUGUUGACAACCGUAUCCAUGCUUGCGUUUUCUUCAUCCAGCCCACUGGCCAUUCUCUCAAGCCUCUUGACAUCGAGGUGAUGCGCCGACUUCACACCAAGGUCAACCUGAUCCCUGUUAUUGCAAAGGCUGAUACCCUUACCGAUGAGGAGAUUGCUGCUUUCAAGUCUCGAAUCCUCGCCGAUAUUAAGCACCAUGGUAUCCAGAUCUUUGAGGGUCCCCGAUACGAGCUCGACGACGAGGAGACAAUCGCGGAGAACAACGAGAUCAUGUCCAAGGUUCCUUUCGCCGUCGUUGGUGCCAACAACGAGAUCACCAGCGCCGAUGGUCGCAAGAUCCGUGGCCGUGCGUACCCUUGGGGAAUUAUCGAGGUCGAUAACGAGGAGCACUGCGACUUCGUUAAGCUUCGACAAAUGCUCAUCCGAACUCACAUGGAGGAACUCAAGGAGCACACCAACAACCAGCUCUACGAGAACUACCGUACCGACAAGCUGCUUGCCAUGGGUGUGUCUCAAGACCCCAGCGUGUUCAAGGAGGUCAACCCCGCUGUCAAGCAGGAGGAAGAGCGUGCCCUACAUGAGCAGAAGCUUGCCAAGAUGGAGGCCGAGAUGAAGAUGGUCUUCCAGCAAAAGGUGGCAGAGAAGGAGAGCAAGCUGAAGCAGUCCGAAGAGGAACUUUACGCUCGACACAAGGAGAUGAAGGAGCAGCUCGACCGUCAACGACUGGAGCUCGAGGACAAGAAGCAACGCGUCGAGAGCGGACGACCACUAGAGAAGGAGGGCAAGCGAAAGGGAUUCUCUCUUCGCUAA